This is a messenger RNA of Triticum urartu, 1632 nucleotides long. NCBI's taxonomy places the organism in Eukaryota, Viridiplantae, Streptophyta, Magnoliopsida, Poales, Poaceae. The record is from RefSeq and is a predicted model, not a curated record.
AUGGCGCGGGUGGAGUACCGAGGAGUCGCCGGCGUCGGCCAGGGCCUGGGGCACAGAGGAGUCCUCCUAGUCAAGGAGAUCGGAGAGAAGAAGAUGAUGGCGGCGCGAGGACACAUGAGGGUAGACGUCGAGAGGAUCGGCCGUCCAGUGCCAUCCUUCUUCCGUGAUGCUGCUGCAUGCCAGGAUUCGCAGUGGCACCGCCGCAACCAGCGAGGACACAAGAUCACGAGGAUUGUUGCCGCUCCCGAGGACAUGGGAGCUGCCAUAGCCAGCGAGAGCUUCAAGACACCAGUGCUCCUCCCCCUCCAGUGUAUUCAACCCACGGUGUAUCUUAUCCGCUCCCCUCCUAGCACGGCGGAGGAGGAGAGGGUGAGGGGCGGCGCCGCACUCUCCAACUUCUGUCUACACACCACCUACGCGCCGUCGUCCGUCCGGGUGGUCGGCGGCGGCUACCGCGCCCCGGAGGUGGCGUCUACUCCCUGGGCGUGCUCCUGCUGGAGCUCCUCAUGGCAAGUCCCCGACGCACGCGUCAGGGCGCCGGCGACGUACGUCCUCCUUCUCUUCUUUCACGAGACGGCUCCGGGCUUCGACCAAAUCCCGCCCAACUCGCCCAGAUCGAGGCCUUCAGGCUUUUGUGGAAUCCUCGUUCAGCUCUCCGCCUCUACCAGAUCCACGCUGAGGGGCUUCGGCGCCAUCCCCCGGUGUGAUUUCCUCAUGGGUCCCGGCUUGAUCGAGGCCAAAGGCUUCGGCCGUCCGUCCACCAUGGCUGGGACCUGCGCGGAAACUGUAGAUGAAUUUAUACGAGUGGAAUCGACACUGCGGCAGGGUACGGUGGAGUCACAUUGUGCAGCCUCGGUGUCCCAAUCAGGGAUUCCUUCUAAGGAUGCAUAUAUUUUGAAGGAUCACAUGAGCAGAGGGGUUCAGCAACUCUUACUACUCCUGGCUGUGAAAGCUUCUGCUUACCUGCUUAUCCAUGGUCUUUUUGAGCCAUCCAAAUUGCAAAACGCAAGUCACCAACACCAAGAAUCAGGUUCCUGCUAGAGGAACCCAAAGCAGAGCAAGAGAAGGAAAACGACGGUGAAGAGGUUCUGUUGGAGAAAGGGCUGCAUCACAUACUUGCCACCAAGGCCAUGUUGUUGAGGAGCCUGUGAUUGCCGCUCCAGCUGCCUCUUGCGCCAUGGCCCAUCGCGUGGGGUGCAUUGUGAGAGUCUGCAUCAGGCUCGCGUCGCCUCUCCAGCAGUGAUGCAGCACUCUAGGUAAUAGUUAGUAUUGGUGUCAACGAGAGCAACUAGAGUCGCUAGCUGUUAUGCUAAAAGCAACAGGAUGCAUCUUCUCCAUGCAAGAAGACAAUAAGGAUAAAGCAGCAAAGAGCAGGCCGUUGGUGGUGAUGGAUAAUUUCUCUAAUCAAUUAAAUCGUAGAUGCCCUCCAGCAUUGCACACUAAGAGAUUGCAUUGCUUAGAUAUAAUGGAAGGUGACUUCAGUUUUCAAGAAAGUUGAGGUGUCGUGAUUGUUAUUUUUUUAUGCAACAAUUACAUAAGCUUGCCUGGCAAGUAUACAUUCUGAAUUGUAUGUUCAGAUGAUAUUCACAUAUUUAGACUGAAUCGUUAAAUCUAGCAUAUUUAUUUUUCUCA